Messenger RNA from Penaeus chinensis, 5428 nucleotides. RefSeq names its product synaptic vesicle glycoprotein 2C-like. Gene Ontology annotation, biological process: transmembrane transport. Bases 11 to 1933 code for a protein of 640 amino acids. Lineage: Eukaryota; Metazoa; Arthropoda; Malacostraca; Decapoda; Penaeidae. The transcript has 12 exons. Gene Ontology annotation, cellular component: membrane. The record is from RefSeq and is a predicted model, not a curated record. Gene Ontology annotation, molecular function: transmembrane transporter activity.
CGAAGGUGGGAUGGGAGGAAGUGGAGGAGGUGGAGGCGGAGGUGGGGGAGGAGGGGUUGGAGGAGGUGGUGGCCGUGGAGGAGGAGGAGGUGGAGGUGGGGAGGGUAACCUUGAUGGAGGAGAUGAACUGGACUAUGUGGAGAGUGAUGCCCCUCUCCUCUCGCAGUUUCACGAGGAUGCCAUACAGCAGGCCGGCACGGGGGCCUUCCAGUGGCUUCUGCUCAUGAUCACAGGCCUCGGUCUCGCGGCUGACACCAUCGAGCUCUUCGUCGUAGCGUAUGUGAUCCCGUCAGCCGAGGUGGAGCUUUGUAUGUCCGGGACUGACAAAGGCUGGCUCGCCGCCAUCACGUUCAUUGGCAUGAUGAUCGGGGCAAUGAUUUGGGGCAGCUUGAGCGACAACGUGGGGCGUCGGCGAGCGCUUCUGUCGGCGCUGUUUGUAAAUGCCUUGUUUGGGGUCAUGACAGCUUUCAUGCCCACCUACGGGAUCUUCAUGACGACCAGACUCUGUUCUGGCAUUGGAAUUGGCGGCGGGAUUCCAAUUGUGUUUGCCUAUUACUGUGAGUUUGUGACCCGGGCUGAGAGGGGGCGCCAUCUGUCGUGGCUGCUGGUGUUCUGGGCGGUGGGCGGCGUGUUCACGGCGUUGAUGGCGUGGGCGAUAAUUCCUAGGACUGGUAUCACAGUAGUUUUGGACGAGCAACACCACUUCAGCUCCUGGCGCGUUUUUCUCGUGGUGUGUUCCCUCCCUUCCUUUGCUGCUGUCAUCGGGCUGUACUUCAUGCCAGAGUCACCGCGGUUCUUGCUCGAAAAGGGUCGUGACGUUGAAGCCAUCAUGGUAUAUAAGAAAAUCUUCAAGUGGAACAACGCACAAAACCCAGGAGCCGAAUACCAGCUCACGGAACUGGAACUGCCGUCAGGAACCCAUCGUUCCCUGCGACACACACCUCCUCAGGGCGUCGGCAAGAAUUUCUUUUCCGACCUGUCUUACGGACUUGAUCAGUUCUGGGGCCUCUUCUUCCAGCUAUUCAUUCCCCCGUACCUCAAGUCAACAGUUCUGCUCCUUAUUGUGUGGUUCACCUGUGCUUUUGGGUUCUAUGGUCUGUCAGUCUGGUUCCCUGAAUACAUAAAACUUCUGCAAAGUGAAGAAUAUAACAAACAUGCUCAGACUACAGAUGGAAAGGCAUUCAUGGAUGAGAGAUUAGACAACAGCCUCUUCGACAACCGCGUUUUCAAUGACGUCAUCUUCAACAAUGUCACUUUCAAGGACGUUGUCAUGAAUCAUGUGAUUUUCCUGAACUGCACUUUCAUGGACUGUCUCUUCUCGAAUGUGCGGAGUAGCAAGAGCUUCUUCAAAUACUCCACGAUCGAAGAUUGCCUCUUCAUCGACACCGACCUAUAUGACUACCGAUUCAUAGACUGUGACAGAAGAAACAACAUAUUCCGUGCGGACGUGCCCGGCUGCAAGCUCGACUUCGACUAUAACAUCCACUACAAGGAAGUAUUUCAAGAGAACCUCAUCGGCCAGCUGACCAUCAUUCCCGGGACUCUGAUCACCUCCUUGCUCAUGGACAGGAUCGGUCGGGUCAAGAUCAUGAGUGUGUCCAUGUUUUUAUCUUCAAUAUCAGCUUUCUUCAUAUGGUUUUUAAACAGCAAGAUCGGCGUGAUUGUCUUCGAAGCUGUGUUCAAUUUCAUUUUCAUAUCUGGGUGGAAUGCUUUAGACAUAGCAUCUACCGAAGCCUUUCCAACUCAUAUCAGGACAACAGCAUAUGGGUUCCUAAGUGCUACGUCAAGGAUAGCGGGCGUUUUAGGGUCCCUGUGCUUCGGGCAGUUCAUCUACACAAGCCGGGCGAUUCCUAUGCUAACCACUUCAGUUGUCCUCCUUCUCGGUAGCAUUGUGUCCCUCAAGCUACCGGAGACUAGAGAUAACCUCUUGUAGGUUGAAAUGUAUUUUAAAAGAACUAUUUUUUAGGUUAAAUUUGUUAAAUGUUAAAAUGCAGGAAAUAAAACAUGAAAUGAAAAUGAUGUGAGAGAUGGUUAUUGUGAUAAGGAAAUUAUUUUUUAAAGAUUGAUUUUUUUCUUCCCUCUAGUCAAUAUUUUUUUUAAGGUACUUUUCAGUUUUCUGUCCACAGUGAAUGAAUUGUCAAAAGUGCUGAUGAGAACUUUGGUAAUGACAUUGUUAUAAUUGAAGUUCUGUAACACAGCUUUUGCCCUGUGAACAAGUUCAUCCCCAUUCACUCCUUUCUUUGCACAUACAUAUAAAUGUAUGUAUAUAUAUAUAUAUAUAUAUAUAUAUAUAUAUAUAUAUAUUAUUACACACACUCUCUUUCUCUCUCUCUCCCUUUCUUACCCUCAAACACCCCCUCAUACACGCACUUUCAUGCACACACACACACACACACACACACACACACACACACACACACACACACACACACACACUCACACACACACACACACUCACACAAACACACAUCCCACUAGUAUACAGCCAAAUGAAUAAUCAUGUGUUAGAUACUUAAUUUUGAAUUUCACAUGUUAUGAUUUUAUGUAAUGGAAGGUAGACUCCCAUUCAAAAGCGGAAAACUACUUAACAUUAAAUAAUUAUGUAUAUCUAGUUACAGAGUCGUAUAAUAUAUUUUCCGAAUAUCAGUUGCUGCUAGAGCCACUUGCAGCUGGUUUUAGUUUGAAUAUACUUUGCCUUUUAGAGCCUCGGUUGCUUUUUUUCUUAAAGACAAGAUGUACCUGUGUGAAUUUUGUCCUUAAUAAUUUUCGUUGAAAUAAAGGAAAGGGUUAAAGUGACAGUCGUAUAGUGUGGGAAUGUAUAAUACUUGCAUGCGUGAUAGAAGGUUUAUCAUGAAGCCAAGUCUUCGUAUAAGUUGAAAUAUGUGUUUUUUUCCCUUGUGUCGUUUUAGUAUGUCUUACUUAUUUAAAGUCUUGUUUUUAUCCCUCAUUUGUCACAUGCUAUUGUUUGCAUGAAUUAAAAAACAAACAAACUUAUUCUCACUCAUUUUGGUAAUCAUUCACUUCACAGAAAAAGGAAGGAAAAAAAAAAGUUCAAAACAUUAUCUCAUAUCUUACAUUCCUAAUAUGUUUGUAGAAUAAUUUAUUUACCAAUUACAUGAUACAUAAUACAUAAUACAUUUAUUAUUUCUUAUCCUCAUUUCAACCUUGAAAUAUUUCAUAACACAUUUUCAUAAUGAUUUUUAUGUUACUAAAUGCAGAAGGUAGAUCUGAGUAAAUAUUUUUAUUUUUGUUUAUUUUUUUCAUAUUUGAAGAGAGAAAAUUAACAAUCUCCCUUGAAUGAAAGUAACAUUUUGAGAUGUUUACUGUCAGUCAUAUCAUACUACUUAUAUGCUAACUUGGUAUUGAUAAUAUUCUGAUAUUUUAAAAAGUUCGAAUUACAAAUUUGUAUAUCUAUAUUACAAAAAAUGGGAAGUCUCGUGAACAGUUAACACUGAAUGAUCAGAUACGUUAACAGUAUCUUAACAUAGGAGUAUUAUAGUAUAUGACAGGCAUUUUGAAAGUAGAUAACAUGUAUAUACACAAUGAAUUCUUGCAACAUAUUUCAUAUUUUGUGAUGUAGUCCAAUUUAGAUCAACGGUUUAUAGGCUUUUUAUGUGGGAAAAGAAAGUAAAGAAAUAGAUGCUGGUGACAGAAUUUGAUUUUGGUAUUGGAUACGUUCUUGGUUAUAUAUAUAUGUUAUAUAUAUAUACAUAUACAUAUACACACAUUUUUUUCGUUUUUUUUUUCUAAUAGAGUUAUGCCACCGGAUUUUAAUUUUGGUCUAUCUAAUGGGAAUAUAAAUGUGUACUCCUGUUCUAUUUGUAUAUUUGUAUGUUAUCUAGUCAUUACCAAUUGCAAUAUUCUCUAAGAUUAGAAGAGUUGAAAGGGAUAUGAAAAUGGGACUUUAUAUAAUGAUUUCCCUCUGUGUAAUAAUUGAGAAGCAUUGAGAAAAGGCCCAUGUUACACAAGCUUUUAAAAAUCGCUAAAGAAGUCUUGUUCUGAACAUGAAACUUAUUCAAAUGAGCUUUGUAACUAACAUGUGAGAUCUUUUUUCCUUAGGAAAUUUCUAUUGUGCAGUGGUUUAACGAUAAAUAUCGAAAUCAUAGAUGUUCUUACAUCACAGAUAGGAUAUUAUAUAUAUAUCAAUGAUGAUGUGAUUCAGUGUACAUAUAUCUAUGAAUACUCACUCACCUACUAUACUCAAGUUGAGUUUUGUGUGGGUGAAGUUCCAGAUAUUUAAGGAUAUGUAAUGGAAAUUUUCUGAUUGAUGAAGUCAGUGUGAAGCUCCAGAUGAAGCAUGUUGUAUGAAAUGCUUCUGUUCGAUCUAAAUGCCAAGAUACGAGGAAUGUUAGGCUGUGUGACGAGACAGUGAGGGUUAAACUGCAAAGCUGGUUUUAUAUCUUGAUCUCUUUAAUGUGAAAUAAAAAGAUUCAGAAAAUGAACUUGUGUAUGUCUCUGGGCUGGGAUGAUUUUAACAUUCUGAUAGGAAAUGUUUUCUAAUCAAAAAGGAACUGAUUGAUGAUAUAGAUAACUGGUACAGUUGUAACUUCUGGUACAGUCUCGUAUGUCAUUUGUGGCUAACUCAUUUUGCUUUCUUUUAUAAAUUUUGAGAAUAGCUUUUACUUUUUUGGAAUAGACAAACUACACUUCUGUUGGUUCAGUCUGUUUAAUUUCAUUUAAUGGUUACAUAUCUAAAGGGUUCCCUUCUUAUAGUUAUGAAGGAUUUAGUGAAUAAACAUGGCGGGAACAAAUGCAGGAAAGUUAUGAGGGAGAAUAAACAUUUCCAUAACUGUGCCCAUGUAAUGGAAAUGAAAACAUAUAUUCUUGGAAGAUCUGUAAUUAAUUUAUAUAUCUUCCGAUGUGGAAUUGUUCAUUCAUCAUUCAUACCUUUUCUUCAUUUUCCAACAGUCAAGUCUGUUCAUAAAAGGGAAGUUUUAUUAACGAGAAAGACAACAGAGUGCAUUAAACAUCAGGUGCAUCUUGCUGUUCACAAAAACAAAAAAAAAAGAAAAAAACAAAGAAACCACUGAUAUCAUAUAAAUGGAAUAACAACAUAACAUUUCAAGGUCAUCGAGUGUUCUUCAAAUGACAAAGUAAAAAAUGAAGGGGUUGUAUUUUGCCUUUUACUCUCUGAUGAGGAAAUAUCAAUGAGUUUGAAACAGCACAUUCUUAUUCUGCUUAUGAUGUGAGAGUCUUUCUUUUCAUCUUUGUGUAUAAAAGCCAUGUUUGUGUUUGUUUUUGCUUUUUUUUUUUUUUUUUAAUUAGAUAUUUACUACAUAUUUCCCAAGGCUAUUGGCAGUGAACAUCAAUUGUAUUAUGUUGAGUUAAUUUUGUCUGUGUAUAAAAAGAGCAGCAUUGAAGGAAGAACUGUAGGACACGAUACCAAAAUGUCUUAAAAACAUUAAAUAUGUUGCAAAGUUGCAAUGGA